UAAAUGGCAGCGAUGGUGUCUGCCUGUGUUUGUAUAAGCUACUUUUUAUUCUUGAGAGGCUUUCCAGUCUGAAAAAAAGAUUAUAUAAUUUGCACGAAAACAAAUAAAAUCUUUUCUUUUUCAAAAUAUCAAAAAUAUACUAAAUAGAUAACCAAUCAAAUCCUAACUUCAUCUCUAUUGUUUCUAAAACCCUCCCCCAAAAAAAAAUAAAAAAUAAAAAAUCCUCCUUUUAUUUCUUCCCCAGUUGUUCCCUUUUCCUUUUAAGAAUUUCUAUUGAUUGUAAUGGAGUCUGGAAACCGAUCCGUGUGGGAGACACCGUUGGUUCCUCCUUCACGGUCACUAGGAAGUUAUGUCCCUCAUCAUAGCCUAACAUCACCCCAAAAUCUUCUUGACAACAACCCUUUUGAUCAAAGCCUAGAAUCAGCCUUUUUUGGCCUCAGUUUAUCAACUCAAAAGAAUCCAGAACUAGAUUAUGGGUUUUCAAGAGGAGAAAAAGAGAGAAAGAAUGAGGGAUUGCAUGUGGGUUUUGAUGGGGUGAUGAGAGUGGGACCAUAUAGUGACUCUUGGAAUAGUUUAGUGCCUAGGUCGUAUCAGCUCCCCAAUUUAAAUGAAAACUGGUAUUUGUUUGAUUCAAGAAGGGAGCAUGUUUUCAAUGAAAUCUCAAUCUUACCCUUUUCCUAUCAAAAUCGAUUGGCUCCUCCUCUCACUGCUGCCGGUGCAGGCUGUUCAAGAAACAAGAAUGUAAUGAGAUCUAGCUUUAACAGUCAUAAUAAUGAUCAGAUUAGUAAUGGUUUUAGGAGGUCUCGUUGGUCACAUGAACCUCUGAAUUGUUUGAGUAUAGGGGAUUUGAGAGGCAGGUUCUUGUCUUUAGCAAAAGCUCAGCAUGGCUGUUGGUUUUUAGAAAGGGCUAUUGAUGAAGCUUCAAGAGAGGAAAUUGAUAUGAUUUUAAUGGAGGUUAUUGGGCAUGUUGAUGAGUUGAUGUUGGACCCUUUUGCCAAUUAUGUUGUUCAAAAACUAGUUGUCAUGUGUAAUGAGGAACAAAAGAGUCAAAUUAUUUUAAUGAUCGUCAAGGAUGGUUUUCGACUUGUUAACAUUUGUCUCAAUGUUCGUGGGACUCGUGCUGUACAGAAACUGUUGGAGAACCUUACUUCUCAACAGCAAAUCUCUUUAAUUAUGUCCGCCUUAACCACUUGCGUUGUUGCAUUGACUAAAGACAUAAAUGGUCAUCGUGUGAUCCAGUGUUGCUUGAAAGUUUUCUCUGAUCAAGAUAAUAAGUAUCUUCUGAAAGAGGUGGCGGAUAACUGUUAUCAAAUUGCAACAGACAAAAGUGGAUGUUGUGCAAUGCAGCAUUGUAUUGACCACUCUAAGGGAGAGGCAAAAGCCAAUCUAGUUCGAGAGAUUAUAGCAAACGCGCUUCACCUAGCUGAAGAUCGAUAUGGCAACUAUGUAGUGCAACAUGUACUGGGACUGAAAGAGCGACAAACAACAGAAAGUCUUCUAAGGCAGCUUGAAGGGAAUUACGCAUCCCUUUCCUGCAACAGGUAUGGAAGCAAUGUUGUUGAGAAGUGCUUGUUGGAAUCGGGAGAAGAACAAUCUACAAGAAUUAUAAAGGAGUUGCUUAGAAGUCCCAUCGGGUCAAGGCUUCUUGUGGAUCGAUUUGGAAACUAUGUUAUCCAAUCAGCUUUAUCAGUAUCUAAGGGCUUUGUUUACAAUGCUUUGCUGAAUCUGGUUUGGGUAAACUUUCCAAUGAUGCGCAACCAUGUUUACGGAAGAUGGAUACUUGCGUGGUUCAACAAGAGAAAGCCACCAUGCAACUAAGAAAAGCACAAACAUGAUUACAUGAAGAGAUGUCGUAAGAAGAGAGAUUUGAGAUCUUAGGCAUCUCAGUAAGAUACAAUUAUGAUUUUGUUUGAGUGUCGAGUCAAUGCGUCAUAAUGUAGGGUCGUUACAGUGUUUGUAGUUUAGUAUGUAGUUUUUUUGUUUCAGUUGAUGUGGAGAUAUUGAUAGCAGUGAUCGUGGAUGGCUGUGCAAUUGGAUACAAGAUUAACAUGCAUGAAAAGCUUGUGGUUUGUUGGUUUUUGUUGGUCAAACACUGUAUUUCUUUGUUGUAGGGCACUAAUUUACUUUUGGAUUAUUUAGCUUCGUUUUGUUAAAAUGUUCUUGUAAUUAUAU
Molecule: messenger RNA, 2172 nt
Organism: Gossypium raimondii (Peruvian cotton)
Lineage: Eukaryota; Viridiplantae; Streptophyta; Magnoliopsida; Malvales; Malvaceae
Product: pumilio homolog 12
Exons: 5
Coding region: 283-1818 (511 amino acids)
Biological process (GO): post-transcriptional regulation of gene expression
Cellular component (GO): cytoplasm
Molecular function (GO): mRNA binding
Source: RefSeq, a predicted model, not a curated record